Messenger RNA from Triplophysa dalaica, 3118 nucleotides. RefSeq lists its product as uncharacterized. NCBI's taxonomy places the organism in Eukaryota, Metazoa, Chordata, Actinopteri, Cypriniformes, Nemacheilidae. The record is from RefSeq and is a predicted model, not a curated record. Bases 103 to 1077 code for a protein of 324 amino acids. The transcript has 11 exons.
CUCUUUUGGAUGAGGACAUACACGGGUAGCUGUGUUUCGAUCUCUAACAAUUUCGAUUUAUAUUCGAUAGGUUAUGUAAAUAUAAACUGAAUGACAGUGUAAAUGACAGUAGAGAUGUUUCUGGGAUGUCGCUGCGCGCUGUUCGUCGCGUUGAUCUGCGCCGUUUCAGUUGUCGGUGCUGAGUUUGUGAAGGUUGGCGGUGAAGUUCGUUUUAAACCGAACCCUACACUGUCAUCUGGCACCACCAUUACCUGGAAGUACAUGCGUACUGUUGAGAAUGUGAUUAGAGUUAUUGAAUUUGAUCACGGUGAAUCUUCAUCUCCUCAGAAUCCUCUCUUUAAAGACAAUGCAAAAGCAGACACGAACACUGGAGAACUGACUUUGUUCAAUUUAAGAAAGGACCACAAUGGAAUCUAUUAUUUUGAGCUCAACGGCAAAGAGCAAGAGCAGAAAUUCACAUUGAAUGUUAUGGAGGAAGUCCCACAACCAGAGCUGAAUAAAGCGGAAACAAGUAAUCCAGACAAUGCCAUAUACUUAGAAUGCCAAUAUGACACAGAUAUCACCUGGCACUGUACUAAUAAAGAUACCGUAGAACCUAUAUCAGUAAAUGGCCAGAAAAUAGGAGAGUCCAUAUUAUUUGAAAGAACUAAGAAUCUAGACGUCUGCUGCACAUGUACACUGGUGAACCAAGUGAGCAAUAAAACCAGCAAACCAAUUUGUGAGAGUGAAAUCUUUUCUGGAUCAAACAAAGGACUUGUGCUGGGGCUUGUAAUACCUGCUGUCGUCAUCAUCAUCACUUUAGUUGUCUUAAUUUUCCUAUACAUGUGCUCGGAUUCCUGUCACGAUGCUGUUCGUAAGAAAUUUGGAAAAACACCAUGUCUGGGGGCAAUGUUGAAUGUACUGGAUAGUUGCAGAAAUAAGAUAAAACCUAAAGGGGAAAACAAACUACACAAUGUGACAACUGUUUAUGAUAAAGUAAAAACAACUGAGAAAAACGAAGAAGAGGGUGCUAGUAAUGGGCCACACCACGAUGAUGAAGUAGAAAAGCCUCUUAAUGAAAAGGAGAGUCAACAGUAGAAGAAAGAAGAGCUCUGCUUCUCAGAAGUGUUGUGAUGCCAUCAGUUUUUUUUUAAUCAAAGACUAUUUUCAUCAGAUUACAGACAUCUUCCACAUAGACAAUCCUUUGUUGUUCCCCUCAUUCAUAGAUUUUCAAAGUUAUUUUUGUGUUUUAAUAUUUGCAUUCAUAUCAGAGUUCAAUGGCUGUGUUCACGCUGCACAGAAUCCUUUCCUUAAAUCAGACUGUUUUAAAGAAUAUUUAGCUCACAAUAUACUAGGGGUGUGAAGAGAUCUCGAAGUGUGCGAGAACACAAUUUCAUUACGCAAUUGGCAUGAUGGCGUUCUGGGCUCGAGCACAAUGCAAAAGCAUAUAGAGAAAACAACCACAGGUCUUUACUAAAAGCUACGAAUGUUAAGAAAACAAAGUAUACAUUUUGUGCAAUUGGCUGUCAGUUUGUGACAAAACAUUUUGCAGUUUUUACGUAUUGUUUAGUACUGCAUAAUAUAAUUCAUUUAAAUAGAAGUUUAAAUAUGUUUCAUAAGUGCAAGUUGAUUUUAUUAGCUUUGCAUUUUGUGUUAAAAAAGACUUCCCUGUAUAUUUCAUCAUUGAGAAUUUCUUGAAAAAUUCUAAAAAUCUCGUUCUCGAUAGCCCAGUUUUGAGAGAUAAGUAUCUUGUCAGACCCCUAUGAUAUACCAAUAUAUAUUUGCAUUGCCCUAUUGACUAUCUUAAUGUACUUGUUGAUCUGGAGUUUUUUUUUCAGGGAGUGUGUGAGUCCAUUGAAUACAUUGUGUUCUGUGUACAGUUAUUUUCAUGGUAAUCUUAUUUAAAUCACACUCAUGAAAAAUAAGUUUCUCUGUGUCGUUCACGGCCUUGCCUUCUCUGUGCUGUCUGUGUGUAACUUCCUCUUUCAAACAUUUCUUUAAUUCACCCUGGAGUGUUUGGGUGGGGUUUUUAUGACUCACUCAUGGCUUUCCUUUUUUCUUUUGGUUUUGAAAGAGUCUGUUACACUUCUGUUAAGAAGAAACCCUAUAACACUUCAGUUAAAGUUUGCAUCUUUUAGGCAUUUGGCAGACACUUUUAUCCAAAGCAUCUUUUAAAUAAAUAUUUCAUUGUGUAUUCUCUCUCUUGAUACCUUUGUGUCUCUUUCUUCAGUGAAACACAAAAUAAGAUAUUUCGAGAAAUGUCUCGGUCGCUUUGCGCUCAUACAAUAGAAGUCUGUGUUGUUCUUCGAAACAUCUUCUUUUGUGUCUUGCAUAAGAAAGAAACUCAAACAGGUUUGACAUGACAUGAGAUGUUUAUGUACAUAUUCUGGCAUGGGAAUGUUUCCCUCUAUAUUUCUGUCUGUGUUGUGACACUAACACCAUAGGAUAGUUUGAAAAGAGAUGAAAGAAGUUUCUUGAGUUUUUCCUUGUGUGUAGUAUGAGGCUCAUAGCAUUUAUUAACUUAACUUCAAGUCACUUGACAUCAAACUGUCAUGCCAAAGACAUUAUAGAGUGUUGCGUUGUUUCUAUCCGCCGAUCAGAAACAGACAAGCAAUCUUAUUUAUGUUUAUGCAUUUGGCAAACGCUUUUAUUCAAAGGAAAUGACAGUCACGUUUGAUCAGUAUGUCUGUUCUUGAGAUCAAACCUAUGACAUGUGCUGGCAACACAAUAAUAUGCUGUUUGAGCUGUAGAAGCUAUAACUCUGAUUUAGUGAUUGAUUUACUGAAGCUGUUAUUAAAAAAUAUAAUUGUAAAAGCAAACAUGGAACAAUGUUGUAUUAUGGGGACAUCCCGAAUUUUAACUUGUUUUAAUACCUUUUCUAGAUUAGAGGAUUUCCCCUUUUUUUCCUAAGUGCAACCCUGUAUGUGAAGACCAGACUUGAGUGUCAAAUUCAAAAUAUGAGUUACUUCUGUAUGACCUUCAGAAAGUGUACAAGGAUGCAUCCAUGACUGGCUUUAAUCUGUUAUCAAAUGUAACUGUUCGUUUGUAUUUAAUGUUUUUAUAUUUAGAGUAAUUUUUUAGCUAUCCACUAUUAGUCAUUGUUUAUGUACCAAUACUAAUAACAUGCUUUAAACCCUAA